Molecule: messenger RNA, 615 nt
Organism: Blepharisma stoltei
Lineage: Eukaryota; Ciliophora; Heterotrichea; Heterotrichida; Blepharismidae
Source: the annotation of a GenBank genome assembly
AUGCGUAAUCAUACAACUAUAUAUAAUGAGUUCAUUGAUAACGCUGCUAUAACUGAGUGCAUACAGCAAGGUUUAGAUCCAAGUAUAUUGUCCGCGCUAGAUAAGAAUGCUGUUUUCUACAUAGCAACCAUUGCAGCAAGAGUAUGCUAUGCGACCAGAGGUAUAACAAUACUUGAUGUAAUAGGUAAAUCUAUCAGAGAUGUGCAGCUCCUAUUGUCAUACGAAGCUAGUGAGGUUUAUGGGCGAGGGAUCAAAGCAGAUGAAUUAAAGGACUUUCAUACUAAAGAAUUGCAUUUAUUAAUGACAGUAGCUGCGCGAGCAUGGUAUCAUGCACACAGUAAUGAAGAAAUACGAAGCUUUAUCAGGAAGUCGUAUGAAAUAAAACUACAAACUCUAUUACAUCAUUAUAUAGCCGAACAUUUGAACAAUGACACAGAUUUUAUACAUUCAGCAUCGAAUAUAAGUAUCAAAGUAAUGGAAAUACUACUGUCUGAUACUGCAAUGAGUAAGUAUGCUGCACAAAGACUGCAAAUCAACGAAUUAAUCAACUUGGAACCAGAGCAAAUUCAGUGUGCAAUCGAACUCGUUGGCGAUACCAGUCACAUCGAUUUAUAA